This is a messenger RNA of Corapipo altera (White-ruffed manakin), 1659 nucleotides long. RefSeq names its product protein shisa-6-like. Gene Ontology annotation, cellular component: dendritic spine membrane; AMPA glutamate receptor complex; postsynaptic membrane. Bases 1 to 963 code for a protein of 320 amino acids. The record is from RefSeq and is a predicted model, not a curated record. The transcript is spliced from 4 exons. NCBI's taxonomy places the organism in Eukaryota, Metazoa, Chordata, Aves, Passeriformes, Pipridae. Gene Ontology annotation, biological process: regulation of AMPA receptor activity; regulation of short-term neuronal synaptic plasticity.
AUGGGGCCGCGGCACCUGCUGCUGCCGCUGCUCCUGCUCUGCCUGCAGCUCCUGGCCCUGCUGCUGCUGCCCGCGCAGGCGGCCGGGCCCCCCCGCGCCAAGGGCAACCGGACCCAGGGGGCGGCGGCGGCGCGGCGGACCCCCAAGCCGGGCAAGGAGCUCCUGAACCAGACGCUGGCGGGGCCCGGGGUCGCCGCCCCCACGGCGCUGCCCGGGCGCGGCAAAGGCGCGGGGGGCGGCAAGAGCCCCCCCGGGGGCGGGGGCGGCGGAGGGGGCUCGGCCCCGGCGCACGAGACGUGCUGGGGGUACUACGACGUGAGCGGGCAGUGGGACAAGGAGUUCGAGUGCAACAACAGCCUCACGGGCUUCCGCUACUGCUGCGGCACCUGCUUCUACCGCUUCUGCUGCAACAAGCGCGCCGAGAAGCUCAACCAGAGCUUGUGCCGCAACUACAAGAGCCCCGAGUGGGCCCACCCCACCACGGCCAGCGGAGCCCUGCCCGCCGACGGCGGCGACGGCGGCGACGGGGACGCCAACAAGUACGACCCGGACAAGGACAGCACCAACGCCACCGUCUACAUCUCGUGCGGGGCCAUCGCCUUCGUGCUCAUCGCCGGCGUCUUUGCCAAGGUGGCCUACGACAAGGCACGGCGCCCGCCCCGGGAGAUGAACAUACACAGGGCUCUGGCUGACAUCUUAAGGCAGCAGGGACCAAUCCCAAUAGGACACUGUGAAAGAGAGACUAUCUCAGCCAUAGAUACCUCUCCCAAAGAGAACACCCCAGUCAGGACCUCUUCCAAAAACCAUUACACCCCAGUGCGCACCUCCAAGAGCAACCCAGGUCACUAUGGAAAAGAUAUUUACCGAAGUGGAGGCCCAGAUCUCCAUAAUUUCAUCUCCUCCGGGUUUGUCACAUUAGGAAGAGGACACACGAAGGAACAGCCUGGUCAUGGAGGAGCUUGAGGGACACAGAGCAUCCCUAGGACAGGUUAGAACUCAGGGAAUCUGCUGAAAAACUUUAAGGAAUUUUAUUGAGCAACUCAUGGAUGUUCAGAAUUUUUGCAGUUUGGGAUAAGACUAAAUGUGGAAGAAAAUGAGAUAUCUUGUCCCCCUGAGGGCCCUUCCAGACCUCAAACCCUGCUUCAAAACAACUAAGUAAAGUUAAUAAAAUCCAGGGAAAUCUUUUCCUUGCUAUUUCUUUCUUAGAAAAGGAUAAAACUUUUUUUUUCCUGAAAAUUAGAAAAGAAAAAGAAAAGAAAUCUACCUUGACAGACACAUCCAGCAGGGAAGAGUUCAGGCUGAUUAAUUCAGUUUUUAAAGUCAUUAUCACCUAGAAGCAGGUUUUCACAAGAGUAGCUGCCAGACAAACUGAUAUUUGGGUUUUGUUAUUUAAACUGGCCUUAAUGAUUACUGGAAUCUCCUCUCCAAGAAUUCCCCCCCAGCACAAGGGGAAGCAUAAGGCAGCAGGAAAUGUUUUCACAGGUAUUUUGAGCCCUGAGUUGAGUCCUGCACUGCAGCACUGCCCUGAUUGCUCUGAUUGCUGCAAAUGGCACUGGAAUUCUGCAUUUUUCCAGAUGUAGCAGAUAUAGAUGUAAACACUUACUAGUUGCAUGGAUUUUUGCCUUUCAGUACCUGAAGGAAGCCUGCAGGAAAGAUGGA